Messenger RNA from Aspergillus japonicus CBS 114.51, 1065 nucleotides. RefSeq lists its product as uncharacterized. Bases 1 to 1065 code for a protein of 354 amino acids. The record is from RefSeq and is a predicted model, not a curated record. The transcript has 4 exons. Lineage: Eukaryota; Fungi; Ascomycota; Eurotiomycetes; Eurotiales; Aspergillaceae.
AUGACACAGACGAAGACGAGGCUGCUGCUCACUGGGUCCGCAGGCUACCUCGGUGGCUCCGUACUCACCGCACUCCUUCGAUCGAACGACACCAGCGUCCAACGGUUGGAGAUCUCCGCCCUAAUUGAGAGCUCCUGGUGCUUGGAGCAUUGGACAAAGCACGGAGUAAAGCCCAUCCCCUUUGCUGGACCUGAGGAUGUUGAGCUGCUGGCGUAUACCGCCAGCCAGCAUGACGUCGUGAUUCACUGCGCAGGUGCAUGGGAUCCCGACGCCGUGGAAGCCCUGGUUUUGGGCCUUGGGAUCCGGCGCACGCUGACCGGGAGCCCGGUUUAUAUGAUCCACACAUCGACCAUUGCGAAUCUCCAUGAUGCGACCUCGGCCCAGCUUGACAGUGAGCCCCGUUGGUUCGACGACAAAUUGGACAACCUACUGGAACACAUGUGGCGUCGCCAGAACUGCGAGAUUUAUAGGCCGCGCACCACAGAUUUACUGCUCGCGCAACGCUCCCAAGAGGCCGGGAUCCGGACGUACACCAUCAUGGCGCCGCUAAUUUACGGAUUGGGGACCGGACCGUUCGACAAAAGGGGUGCGGUGCACAUUCGGACCUUAUCAGUAGCUGCUAUCCGGGCUCGACAGGCCGUCUAUCUUCACAGCGCAGGUACAGGUACCGUUGACUACGUCCAUGUGCAGGACCUGGCUGAUCUCUAUGAGUUACUCCUGCGGCGUGCGCUGACGGGCGAUCGAGAAGUGCUGCGUGAGACGCGCGGAAUCCUGUUCGCCAGCGCCGGAAGAUCGAGCUGGCCGCAGCUCGCCGCUGGAGUGGCGCGCGUGGGCGUUUUGCUUGGAUGGCUAGAGACACCGGAGCCACGGGCCAUCGCCGUGGAAGAGGCCCUCGCCCUCGGAAUGGCCGCUACCAGACAGGAGCUGGAGCUAGAAUUUGCUGGCAGUUGUCGGGGCCGCGCAUCUCUGGCUCAGGCACUAGGAUGGAAGCCGCGCAAAACGGAGCGAGACUGGGAGCUGAAUUUCGCGGACGACUUUGUCCAGGCCAUUUUAAACAUGCAGUGA